Molecule: messenger RNA, 816 nt
Organism: Acanthoscelides obtectus
Lineage: Eukaryota; Metazoa; Arthropoda; Insecta; Coleoptera; Chrysomelidae
Source: the annotation of a GenBank genome assembly
AUGCGGACGGCGCUAAAUAAAUUAAAUGAUGAAGGGAUAGUACGUCCUGAUGCACGUGGUGGUCGACACGCCAGUUUGCGUGAAAAAGAUAGCGCUACUCGGUCUGCUGCCCAUAUUCAACUAUUUCCUCGGAUGGAAUCACACUUUUGCAGACAGUCCACCACCAGGGAGUAUUUGCACCCAGAUCUGACUAUUAAGAAAAUGUAUUAUUUUUAUGUGCAAGAGGGACGUCAGCCAGAGUGUAGUUAUUACACCUAUCGAAGCGUAUUCAAGUCAUUGAAUCUUUCUUUCCAUCACCCAAAGAAAGGCCAGUGUAGCCUUUGUUCGUCCUAUAAAGAAGGCAGCACGGAAACGAAGGCCAAACUCGAAGAUUCUUUUGCUGCACACAUUGCAGAGAAGGACUCUGUGCGAAAGAAGAAAAAAGAUGCUAAAGAAUCAUCACAAGAAAACCCUGAAGUAAUAGCUAGUGCUGUAUUCGACCUGCAACAGAACGUUUGUGGGUUUAGGAUGCUUCUCGAUAGAGAUGCGUCUUUUGAACAUCAAGGCAGCAGCGGUGGCCGCAGUGCUAGACGCUUAGGCAAUCAGAAUUACGCGACCGUGUAUGGUCGUGUUUGCAAUCGGGAGCGUUUCCGGCUCCGUCGCGAACCUUAUCGGAAAGUAUCUACCGCCAUCGAGAACCAUCAAACGUCGUCUAACAAGCUGUCUGGAAGGCUCUGGAUUAGUCGAUUUGGAAUAAAUAGAUGCUACGACGGCAUAAUGGCAGAGUCGAGCGGACCGACAGUCAACAACGCGGAAUGCCAUAGUUCAGUCGAAUAG